Messenger RNA from Benincasa hispida (wax gourd), 402 nucleotides. NCBI's taxonomy places the organism in Eukaryota, Viridiplantae, Streptophyta, Magnoliopsida, Cucurbitales, Cucurbitaceae. The record is from RefSeq and is a predicted model, not a curated record.
AUGUCGGUGUAUGCCAAGUUUUUUAAGGAUAUUGUUUCGAAGAAAAGAAGCACAGGAAAAUUCGCCACGGUGGCAUUAAUACAAGAAUUAAAUACUAUAAUCCCACCAAAGAUGCGCGAUCCAGGCAGCUUUACAAUACCCUGCUCAAUAGGAGGGAUCUACACUGGUCAAGCAUUGUGUGAUCUUGGGGCGAGCAUAAAAUUAAUGCAUGUUUCAAUCUUCAAACAAUUGAAUGUAGGUCAGCUGACACCCACAACGGUGACUCUCCAACUUGCAGAUAGGUCCCUGGUACACCUUGAAGGAAAAUUGAAGGAUGUCUUGGUCACAAUAGACAAAUUCGUUCUACCUGAAAACUUCAUCAUUCUAGAUUAUGAAGCGGAUAAAGACGUGCCAAUCAUAUAA